Molecule: messenger RNA, 213 nt
Organism: Mycotypha africana
Lineage: Eukaryota; Fungi; Mucoromycota; Mucoromycetes; Mucorales; Mycotyphaceae
Exons: 2
Coding region: 1-213 (70 amino acids)
Source: RefSeq, a predicted model, not a curated record
AUGAGUGAAAAAGGCCUCAUCAUCAAAGACUCCAGACAACGCCAAGCAUUCAGCGCUCAAUAUUCUCCUGAACAAGCACAAUCUAUCAACAUCAAUAGACAGCAUCAUAAGAGCGAUCAAGCCCUUUAUUAUCAACCUACACCUCCACCAGAAACAGUUGUUGUGCAUUCAGUACCCGAGAAAACAAAUGAUGCUUGCUGUUGGGGAUGGUAA